CCCCUUCACUGUAGCCGUUGCUGGCCUUCACUCAUUGUGCUCUUCCGCUUAUCCUUUUCAAAUUUCCGUUAACCAAAAUCAAAAGCGCAUGAUCAGAUUGCUUCGCUCUAAAUUACUACAACAUCCUAAUCACUGUAAAUCCAACACCGCAUUAUGCAUCAUCACUCAACGUACGUUCUUAGCCCAACGCACUUCUCAUUCUUCACCAGAAUUCAACACUUACAUUUAUGGUUCUUUACUCCAAAGUUGUAUCCGAAACGGUGACUGCGCCACCGGAAAAUAUCUCCAUUGUGAGAUUAUAAAGAAGGGUAAUUGCUUAGACUUGUUUGCUAACAACAUUCUUUUAAACUUUUAUGUAAAAUACGACUCAUUACCUGAUGCAGCUAAGCUGUUCGAUGAAAUGCCUGACAGAAAUACGGUGUCUUUUGUUACUUUGAUUCAAGGUUAUAGUCAGUGUCUUAGAUUUUCUGAAGCUAUUGGGUUGUUUUCUAGGUUACAAGGAGAGGGUCAUGAGCUUAACCCUUUUGUUUUUAGUACUGUUUUGAAGCUACUUGUCAGUGCUGAGUGGGCUAAAUUGGGGUUUAGUGUCCAUGCUUGUGUUUACAAGCUUGGUUUUGAUUCUGACGCCUUUGUGGGUACUGCUUUGAUUGAUUGCUACUCUGUUUGUGGGUACGCUGAAUGUGCAAGACAAGUUUUUGACGCGAUUGAAUACAAGGAUAUGGUUUCUUGGACUGGGAUGGUUGCUUGUUAUGUAGAGAAUGAGUGUUUUGAAGAGUCUUUGAAGCUUUUUUCACGGAUGAGGAUAGUUGGGUUUAAACCGAAUAAUUUUACCUUUGCGAGUGUGUUGAAGGCUUGUGUUGGGCUGGAGGUGUUUAAUGUGGGAAAGGCUGUGCAUGGAUGUGCUUUCAAAACAUCUUAUUUGGAAGAACUUUUUGUUGGUGUUGAAUUGAUUGACUUGUACAUUAAAUCCGGGGAUGUUGAUGAUGCUUUACAGGUGUUUGAAGAGAUGCCUAAAGAUGAUGUGAUUCCUUGGAGUUUUAUGAUUGCUCGGUAUGCUCAGAGUGAGCAGAGUGAAGAGGCUAUUGAGAUGUUUUGUAGGAUGAGGCGAGGUUUGGUGCUUCCUAAUCAGUUUACGCUGGCUAGUUUACUGCAAGCAUGUGCGAGCUUGGUGGAUUUGCAAUUGGGGAAUCAAAUCCAUUGCCAUGUAGUUAAGGUUGGUUUAGAUAUGAAUGUUUUUGUAUCAAAUGCUCUAAUGGAUAUGUAUGCUAAAUGUGGAAGGUUGGAGAACUCAUUGCAACUAUUUUCAGAAUCACCAAACUGUACUGAUGUGAGUUGGAAUACGGUGAUUGUUGGCUAUGUGCAGGCAGGCAAUGGGGAGAAGGCAUUGAGUUUGUUUAAAGAUAUGCUUGAAUGCCAAGUUCAGGGAACGGAAGUGACAUACUCUAGCGUGCUUCGUGCAUGUGCUGGUAUUGCUGCCUUGGAACCAGGCAGCCAGAUUCAUUCCUUGUCAGUGAAAACUAUUUAUGACAAGAACACCGUGGUUGGCAAUGCUUUGAUAGAUAUGUAUGCCAAAUGUGGAAGCAUUAAAGAUGCACGUUUAGUAUUUGACAUGCUAAGGGAACAUGAUCAAGUGUCAUGGAACACUAUGAUUUCAGGAUAUUCUGUGCAUGGACUUUAUGGGGAAGCUCUAAAAACUUUUGAAUUGAUGCUGGAAACAGAGUGUAAACCAGACAAGGUGACUUUUGUUGGUAUCCUGUCAGCAUGUAGCAAUGCCGGACUCUUAGAUAGAGGACAAGCUUAUUUUAAAUCUAUGGUAGAAGAAUAUGACAUUGAACCAUGUGCAGAGCACUACACUUGUAUGGUCUGGCUUUUAGGGAGAUCGGGUCAUCUUGAUAAGGCUGCUAAGUUGGUUCAUGAAAUUCCAUUUGAGCCUAGUGUUAUGGUGUGGCGGGCCUUACUCAGUGCUUGUGUCAUCCAUAAUGAUGUUGAACUUGGAAGAAUUUCUGCCCAGCGUGUUCUUGAGAUAGAACCAGAAGACGAGGCAACACAUGUAUUAUUGUCAAACAUAUACGCUAAUGCAAGGAGGUGGGGAAAUGUGGCCUCCAUUAGGACAAGCAUGAAAAGGAAAGGAAUCAGGAAAGAACCAGGCCUAAGUUGGAUUGAGAACCGGGGUAGGGUUCAUUAUUUUUCCGUGGGGGACACUUCACAUCCCGACACAAAAUUGAUUAACGGGAUGCUGGAGUGGUUGAACGUGAAAGCCAGGAAUGAAGGUUAUGUUCCUGAUUUUAGUUCUGUUUUGCUUGAUGUGGAGGAUGUUGACAAGGAACAGCGAUUGUGGGUCCACAGUGAAAGACUAGCUUUAGCCUAUGGUCUAAUUAGAACACCAUCCAUAAGCCCUCUUCGAAUUAUAAAGAAUCUCCGAAUAUGUGCAGACUGUCAUGCUGCAAUAAAAUUAAUAUCAAAGAUCGUGCAGCGUGAUAUCAUUAUCAGAGAUAUGAAUCGUUUCCAUCACUUUCAUGAGGGAAUUUGCUCUUGUGGUGAUUACUGGUGAUUGAUGUAAAAAGGUAGAUUUUGAUUUUUUGGGAGCUAGACUUUCCAUCUGCAUGAUAAAAUUCCUAAUCGUGGUGGUUUGUUUAUUAUAAGGAAGCCUCUGCUUUCUGCUUUUUAGUCAUGAAAUAAAAUGCAUCAACAUUUAUGUCCAUGCAGUGCUAAACCCUGACCUAAUAUGCAGUUGCACGUCAGCCAUUUAUGAGCUCAGCUGCAAAAGCUUUGGCAUUGAUCACAAUGGAUAGAUUCUUUCACCCUAGAAAAUGAAGUGCAGGAGAAAUUUAUUGCCUUCGAGAAGGACGUGUUUGUAUAAAAGAUGCACGGGUCUAAGAAAAGUGCUUCAUGCAUCCUUCUGGAUUUUCUUGUUGGCUGUCCUAUUAUGACUGUUGUAGUUGACGAAAGUGCCUUUAAGCUCUGCCUUCGCUGAGGGACUAUACACUUACUCUUAACAGUUUAAACUUACACAAGGGCAAGAGAGUGAACUGCCUUUAUCCUCGCAAAAUAUGCUUUGACUUUAGAAUUUUGGUUUUGGAAGUGUUUAUUUCAGUUGUUUUUAAAGAGUUAUUGAUCAUCAGAACACGAGGACUCUUAAUAUUGAAGCUUGCUACACUGAUGCCUUGUUAAAUGUAUAUGAUGCAUCUUCUGGGUUUCAUCAGGGUAAAUUUAUCCAUUUUGGGGAAACAAAAAAAAAAGAGAGAAUAAGUUUUUAAUGAAGUUUUUGGAAUCAAAUUGCCUCCCAUAUUGGUUUAAAUAUAACAAAUUUGGUUCAAAACACUGCCUUCAAUGAUUAUUCCUGAGGCAGCAAUGGCUAGACUUUUUUCAUGCAAACAUAUGUUACAAUUGCCCGUCCAUGUUUUAUGCUUGUUAAAUCAUCUACUUUCGAUCAUUGAAGUUGUCCUGGUGAGGCUUGGUGUGGAACCAAGUUAUUAUUUGUUUUGUGCAAUAAACAAAAAUGAAGAAAAUGCCCUGCCAUAGCAUUGUAUGCAUGGUGGCAUUUUUAUGAAUUAAACAGUCAUGUUCUAUGUGAGUAUUGAAGGGUUAGAAAUGGCAAUGACAGUGAUGAAGAUGUUUCUGCAGUUGGGGAGAGGGAGAAAGAGGAAAAAUGAAGGAAAAAGAGAAGAAAGAUAUAAAUCUGUGAAAUUAAAUGCAGAACUGAAAUUCAUAAAAUAAUUACGAAGAACUAGAAAGGCAUGCAAUACGAUAUAAUUAGAAAAGAAAAGUCUAACCACUGCUUAUUGUGGUGACUGCAAAAAAUUACGUGUAGAUUGGAAAGAGAUGAAGAAAAGGGAAAUAGUUAAGACCACAGCCAAUGGCGAUGCAUAUAACACAUGGUGGAGGGCCCGUAUGUAAUGUCCAUGUGAUUUGUCUGCUCAAAAUUUCACAGUCAUUGUUACCAGUAUACGGAGUGACUAGAAUAUAAUGUAUUCCACUGAUGAUAAUGUGCUAUUGGCUUUUUGUGUAGUCCUCAUCGUAUGUUUGGAUUUGUAAUCAUAGUUCUUGACAAGCAUGCCAUUCCAUGAAUUUAGCAUCAUCCAUCAUUUUCGUACCCACAUUCAAAGUUGUGGGCAAUGAGACAUCUUUAUUUAAAUCCUAUUUGGUUCGUCUUUAGGUCAAACUGAGAAUAUGGUGCUCAUUGACCACAACAAUAUUUUUUCCUCAGGGACCUUGCUCUCAUUCAGAUCCUUCAUUGUUUGUAGUCAUUGAUAGCAGAUGAUAUUCGUGAUAUGUCUCUCUAGCAUGUAUGUGCUGACAAUUACUAUUAUAUCACAAUUUGCAUCUGUAUGGUUCAUACUUCCGCUCGUACAUGGCAGAAGGCAUCAUUUCACACUUUGGAAAAGUUCUAGAUAUGCUGGAAUCCUCAGUGCUCUUCUUAGGACUUCUGGUUUGUUAGUCAUGUUUCAAAUAAAAUCACUAGCAUUAUUGAUGUUUUGACUCUUGAGAUCCCUUCUCAUCUUCCAAAAUCAUGUUAUAGCCCAUGGAGGAUAGAGAAAAUUUGCCAUGCUAGCAAGUUCACUGCAUCUCAAAUUUUUACUGGAUGAAAGGGCUAUGGUAACACUGAUGUUUCAACAUUCCCUCAUUCCCACUUACAGUAUUUUAGUUGAUCAUGGACUUGGACGUGUCAUCCGAGAAAAUUAUCUUUUUUUUAACUUGCCCUAGCCUCUAUUGUUAAAUAUCUGAAUCUACUAUUAUUACUCCUGAUGUGUUUCCCUCUUUUUGAUUGCUGUUCUAGUAUUACUCUGCUGAAGUUAGUGGUAUCCACCGUGCUAUGUUCGCUCAUCAUGAAGACAGAUGCAGAAAGCUUUUGACGCAUUUGAGCUUCUAAUAUGUGCUUCAUAUGGAGAAUUGUAAAGGUUUCCAUUUUUUGUUACAAAAGCCUCAAAUUAGAUGGGUGGAUAUCGAUUCCAGAAAUGUCAAGGAAGCUCGAUCUUUGUUUUUUUAAGCUUAUAAUGAACUGGCCUUUCUAUUUUAUUA
Populus nigra (black poplar) is the source of this 5019-nucleotide messenger RNA. Its product is annotated as putative pentatricopeptide repeat-containing protein At5g13230, mitochondrial. Gene Ontology annotation, molecular function: zinc ion binding; RNA binding; protein binding. The record is from RefSeq and is a predicted model, not a curated record. The transcript is spliced from 3 exons. Gene Ontology annotation, biological process: RNA modification. NCBI's taxonomy places the organism in Eukaryota, Viridiplantae, Streptophyta, Magnoliopsida, Malpighiales, Salicaceae. The coding region runs from base 89 to 2551 and encodes 820 amino acids.